GGUGGCUGGAAACUCACGUCCUGGACCCUCCUGUCAAACAAACGAUCCAGGCGUCAUGUGAAAAACUAUUUUUGGAUUUUUCGUCCCGUAGUUUUUUUCUUUGGAAGCCAUGCGUGUUGCCUCUGCGUGCUUCCUAAUGAUGAUUACAGUGACUGCGUGUUACUGUGGUGAGACCACAUCUCAGGCCAUUGAUGAUGCCACCGACUGGUCUCCGUCAGAACUCUGGGAUCAUCGAAAUCCUUUAACAGUCAGGGUUCAAAGAAGAACUUGCAUGCGCUGUUCCAGUCACGCUUCUUCUCUUCAAGGACAGAACCUCUUCAGAAGGUUUUCGCCACGCCGUAAAACGCCCUUCUCUGGCCCAAAUGAAUAUUCAGCACCUUCCUCUCUCCAAGAUAACGAGAUCAAUGGGGUUGGUGUUAUUCCGCACGUCAGGGAUUUAUCUCGUCAGCAGAAUUCUGAUGAUGUCGCCGUGCUUACUCUUGACGAUUAUAACGGGCAACAGACCCUCGUAUAUAAACUUGCCCCAGGUGCCAUUUUUGGAGGUGUACGACGGAACGAGGGCGUGGGCAUUAGUAGCAGCGAUAUGUUCGAAAAAUUAGAUAGAAACAGAAUAUAUGGAACUGUACUCAACAGUAAUAAAAAUAUUAUAGUGAAGCACAGAGGAAACGUGUAUUUAGGCAUUCCAUACCGACUUCCUUCUCACGGAAGAAAUAGAUUUCGUCUGAAAGGUAAAAUCGAUCCAUUGUCAAAUCCACUUACUAAAUGGAAGAUCCAAUAUUUGUAUCCAAAACCGCCAUUAUCAUCCAUGGACAACCCUUACUUACCAUCAAAAACCGAACGUUAUAUAAGGUCAAGAACGUCGCAGAGGAUAAAACUUGAUUCGGCCCUUGAAGCUCAACGCCCAACAGGAAGCGGCAGUUUGCUGUAUCCUUUAGCGAAAGCGGUACAAAUAGGGAGGGCAAAAACUAGAGGAGCUUGGUUAUCUUUUCUGCUCCUCCAUUACCUCGGAUUCCUUCCACAUGUGCCAGGGAUUCCCAAGCACAAAGAUCCCCUAGAUGUUAUGACGAGUAUUAAAAACACUCUGUAACAGAAUCCUUUGAAGGUGAAAUCGCAAAAAUGGGAUGAUUUUGUUCAUGAGCAUGCGAGAGAGAGGGCAAGAUCACCAGAAGAGCAUCGUCAAAAUUCCUAACUGUGUAGCAAGGGUCAUUGUCACGUCAGUUUACCUGUGUCCCGUUUGUGCCAGGUUUGAGCUCUGAAGUGAUGUACUUACUGCUUGAGGUCUCUUUCUAAAGACUUCCUUGACUGAAGAAAUUCAGUAUCGGAAAAGCUGGGAAAAAGAAAUUCUCAAUUUGGCAUUUGCUCCUUGCGUGUUGGUCACCAGGAAAAUAUUUCAGUGUCUACCGAACUGCUUGUGUUUAUGAAUAGCGGUGAAAUGUGCCUAUGUGUUUCAGGUGAUACUUUAUAUACAAAUAAAAAAAAGUUUGAGUAAAUUUAAAAAAAAAUAUGUCAGCCGUUAUCUGUAUUCACAUAAUUGUUUCGAAAUGAUGAGAUGACCGACAACAUACUUUAUCCCAGAGAAUUUUUUUCCGUUUACACAAUUGGCGAGGUUUAUUAAAUACACAAGGAUCAGCAAUGCUCUCUUUCACUGAAUUUCGCCCACUUGUCCUGCCAUGCUUUCCCAGAAUUAACCGCUGGUUCUGAAAUGGCAUUUGUUUUUGUAAUUUUCAACACUCGUUACAAUUAGUGAAUACUGAAAUUUAUACCUAUUUGUACAUGUAA
Molecule: messenger RNA, 1779 nt
Organism: Macrobrachium nipponense
Lineage: Eukaryota; Metazoa; Arthropoda; Malacostraca; Decapoda; Palaemonidae
Exons: 2
Coding region: 110-1087 (325 amino acids)
Source: RefSeq, a predicted model, not a curated record